This is a messenger RNA of Suillus subalutaceus, 501 nucleotides long. RefSeq lists its product as uncharacterized. Lineage: Eukaryota; Fungi; Basidiomycota; Agaricomycetes; Boletales; Suillaceae. The transcript is spliced from 4 exons. The record is from RefSeq and is a predicted model, not a curated record. Bases 1 to 501 code for a protein of 166 amino acids.
AUGAUUGCGCGGCAGGAUGACGAGGAGACACCCCUUCUGCAACGACCACAGCAGCCAACGACUCGGAUUAGGACACCUCUGCCCGGGGAUCAAUUAUGGAUCAUACUAGUACUGUUCUCGCAGUUGUCAGAUCCUCUUUCUUCUAAGACCCUUGUCCAGUUUAUUCCCCAAGUGAACAUCGGAGUGGCUCGCGGAGACGAAUUCCAGGUUGGUCGCUAUGUCGGCAUCCUUCAAUCAUCAUACUAUGCAGCUAAUGCGCUGACUACUUUUCAUUGGGGUCAACUGCCUGACAACAUUGGGCGGAAGCCUGUAAUACUGACAGCAAUUUCAGUUUCGAUGUUUUCUUUUGGGCUGUCGAAAACCUUCCUUGGUCUGCAUUUAAUGAGAGCACUGAAUAGUGUCGUCGAGAGCAUGGUGAUGGACAUCACUGACGUGACCAAUAUGCCCAAGGCAUACAGUUAUACACCAAUUCCGUGGAUGAUCGCAGCCAUAGCUGGGUAG